GUGUUUCCGUUCCGAUUCAGCUGCGGCACCGUCGAGUAAUCGCAUUCUGUACUCGUGCAUUUUCACGAAAUUAAAAACCUGUUUAAUUCCAAUCAUGCCUAACCCUAAAGUUUACUUCGACAUCAGUAUCGGCGAUGCCCCCGCCGGUAGGAUUUUAAUGGAGCUUUACGCUGACGUGGUUCCCAAGACCGCAGAGAACUUCCGUGCGCUGUGCACUGGGGAGAAGGGCUUCGGCUACAAGGGCUCCAGCUUUCAUCGCAUCAUCCCCGGGUUCAUGUGCCAGGGUGGUGACUUUACCAACCACAAUGGAACUGGGGGUAAGUCCAUCUACGGCAACAAGUUUGAAGAUGAGAACUUCACCUUAAAGCAUACAGGCAUGGGCUGUCUGUCCAUGGCCAACGCUGGGCCCAACACCAAUGGAUCCCAGUUCUUCAUCUGCACUGCGAACACUGACUGGCUGAACGGCAAGCACGUUGUGUUCGGCAAGGUCGUGGAAGGGAUCGAAGUCGUCAGUAACAUGGAGAGAAAAGGCUCCUCCAGCGGCAAGUGCAGUGCCAAGGUUGUCAUCGCUGACUGUGGCCAGCUCUGAGCACCCCGUCCACCCCCUGCAAACCCUCCCUACAUCACCCCUCAUCCGUCUCCCCCUAUCCCUCCCAUGGUGUCAAACAUUCCCAUGUCAGAUUUAUUUUACAUUCCUCUCCCUUAAUGAACGGUUUGUCCUUCAUCUAAACUUGUUUCAUUUGUGGCUUUUUUUUUUUUGUUGGCAUUUUUGGAUUGUCCCAUCAGGACCACAUUUGUUUAACAAAAUCUAAAUAAAGUGGUUAAAGACUCCU
Molecule: messenger RNA, 833 nt
Organism: Esox lucius (northern pike)
Lineage: Eukaryota; Metazoa; Chordata; Actinopteri; Esociformes; Esocidae
Gene: ppiab
Product: peptidylprolyl isomerase Ab (cyclophilin A)
Exons: 5
Coding region: 95-589 (164 amino acids)
Biological process (GO): protein folding; protein peptidyl-prolyl isomerization
Cellular component (GO): intracellular membrane-bounded organelle
Molecular function (GO): peptidyl-prolyl cis-trans isomerase activity
Source: RefSeq, a predicted model, not a curated record